CUAGGGGAAGCACUUGGUCCAGAGCUCGGCUGGGAGCUAGGAGCGCUACUGGGAGCGGCGCUCGGGGAGGAACUUGGUGCGCUACUGGGAGAACCGCUAGGAGCUGCGCUGGGACCCGAGCUAGGCGCAGAGCUCGGUGCAGAGCUGGGACCCGCACUAGGCGCCGAGCUGGGUGCCGCGCUGGGGGCAGAACUAGGGGCAGAGCUCGGUCCAGAGCUGGGUACCGAACUGGGAGCGGAACUCGGAGACACGCUGGGCUGGCUGCUGGGAACGGCGCUCGGCGCGGAACUAGGGGAAGCACUUGGUCCAGAGCUCGGCUGGGAGCUAGGAGCGCUACUGGGAGCGGCGCUCGGGGAGGAACUUGGUGCGCUACUGGGAGAACCGCUAGGAGCUGCGCUGGGACCCGAGCUAGGCGCAGAGCUCGGUGCAGAGCUGGGACCCGCACUAGGCGCCGAGCUGGGUGCCGCGCUGGGGGCAGAACUAGAGCUUGGCACCGUACUCGGCUGGGAGCUAGGCAUCGAACUAGGGGCAGAGCUCGGUCCAGAGCUGGGUACCGAACUGGGAGCGGAACUCGGAGACACGCUGGGCUGGCUGCUGGGAACGGCGCUCGGCGCGGAACUAGGGGAAGCACUUGGUCCAGAGCUCGGCUGGGAGCUAGGAGCGCUACUGGGAGCGGCGCUCGGGGAGGAACUUGGUGCGCUACUGGGAGAACCGCUAGGAGCUGCGCUGGGACCCGAGCUAGGCGCAGAGCUCGGUGCAGAGCUGGGACCCGCACUAGGCGCCGAGCUGGGUGCCGCGCUGGGGGCAGAACUAGGUCCCGAGCUGGGCGAAGAGCUGGGGGCAGAACUGGGG
Molecule: messenger RNA, 852 nt
Organism: Phaeodactylum tricornutum CCAP 1055/1
Lineage: Eukaryota; Bacillariophyta; Bacillariophyceae; Surirellales; Neidiaceae
Exons: 3
Source: RefSeq, a predicted model, not a curated record